AUGAUCUCCCUCGCCAUCUUCGACUUUGACGGAACCCUCUUCGACACCCACGACUCCAUCUCCCACACCAUCCAAUUGACCUUCCAAGCUCUCCUUCCCUCUCAACCUCCCUCCCCGACCGAGAUCCAACGCCUCAUCGCCAGCGGCGCCGGUCUCUCCGACACUUUCAAAGCUCUCCACCCAACCCCCUCGACCUUGACCACAUCGAUCGAAGCCCACUGGAUCGCCAAAUACCGGGAGCUAUACGCAAUCCACGGCCAAAGCCUCAUCCAAGCGUUUCCCGGCGCAGAGAUCGUUCUAAGCGAGCUACGUACCGCCGACAUCCCCGUCGCGAUCGUGACCAACAAGGGCGUGGAAGCGGUCAAAACGGCGCUUGAACGCAAUGGUCUGCGCCAUCUUGUUCCCGAGGAUUGGAUCGUGGGUGACAAUACGCCGGGCGCGAAGCGCAAGCCAGACCCGGCGAGUUUCAAGAAUGUGUUGAAGCCGAUGCUGGUCAAGGCUGGGAAGCUUGAGGCGGGGGAUGUGUUGGUUGUGGGGGAUACGGUGGCAGAUAUUGAGUUUGCGAGGAAUAUCGGCGGGAGCAUUUGUUGGUGUCGGUAUGGAUAUGGGGAUAGAGCGGUCUGUGAGGCAAUGAGGCCUGGUUUUAUCGUAGAUGCGCUCGCGGAUGUAUUGAGUGUUAUUCGGGGAUAG
Penicillium diatomitis is the source of this 690-nucleotide messenger RNA. RefSeq names its product HAD family hydrolase. NCBI's taxonomy places the organism in Eukaryota, Fungi, Ascomycota, Eurotiomycetes, Eurotiales, Aspergillaceae. The transcript has a single exon. Gene Ontology annotation, molecular function: phosphoglycolate phosphatase activity. The coding region runs from base 1 to 690 and encodes 229 amino acids. The record is from RefSeq and is a predicted model, not a curated record. Gene Ontology annotation, biological process: DNA repair; dephosphorylation.